CCUUUACUCGUUAGGGGUUGUACCUGGGAGCGAGGCUAGAUGCAGUUUUUCUACGAAAUAUUAACUUUGACAAAAUAAAAACUACCUUUAUUACACAAAAGCAACAAUUACAUGGACGCAAGCUACUUUACAUUGAUAUUGUAUGAAUGUUUGAUAAAACGUGGUAAGCGGUCGCCGUUUUUGGUGAAUCCGCAAUUUACGUCUGGCCACGCUUGUCUCCCCCGUCUUGACGCAGAGCACGUUUUGGCCUCUCGCGCCUCCGGCACGGUUUUGUGCACGUUGUUUUUACUUUGUUUGCUCCGUGUUUCGCCUUGUUCUUUUACUUUGUACACUUUUGUUUAUUUUAUUUAUUAGUAGCCCUGCUCUAUUCUGCUCUAUUUCAUCAGUUUAAUUAUUUAAGUAGUUUGUAGUGUAUUUUUUGUUGUUUAUUCCGUUGGUGCUUGGAGGUCGUGUGUUCGAGCGGCGUUGGUUUGAGAUGGAGCCAGUGGAGCGGCGCAGCAAAGUCAAUUUCACUGAGGAAGAACGCAACGUGCUCGUAGAUCUCGUGAGCAAGUACAGCAGUGUGCUUGAAUGCAAGCAAACUGACGCGGUGUCUGUUCACGCCAAGAAAAAGGCGUGGGAGAAGCUCACCGAAGAAUUUAACUGCCGCCACAAUGUGCGGCCGCGAACUUCUAAACAGUUGAAAAAGUGCUGGGACAACCUGAAGGAGAAGUGGCGCCGCGCGAAAGCCGAGGACACCCGGGAAAUAUUCAAAACAGGUGGCGGCACCCCGGCGGAUAGCAACAUGAACGAGGAGCUGCAGAGGGUUGGCGCGGUGGCUUCUCACAUGGCCACACGCCUACAAAAUCCCUUUGACAGUGACCGCACUGGGCCUGGCACAGAGACCACCACGCCUGCUGUUGCAGCACUGCUGGCUUCAUCACAGCCGGGACGAAGCACUGAUGUAGACGAUGCCGACAUGCAGUGCGAGAACUCGUGGCAGUGGGAUUUGCCACACAGCCAGGAUGAAGAACCGGCUAUACAGUGUACAGUCCCACAAAAUGGUGACCCUGCUCAGCUAGCACAAAGGACUCCGCCAGCACCAUCCCCACCUGGAGUCGUGCCAACUGCAGACCUGCCAGCUGUAGUCCUGCCAGCUGCUGUGCCACGGGUGCCAAUAGCCUGCCAUGAAAGACGAACCAACGCAAGCCGGCCGUCCUGCUCAAGGAAUGAUGCUGUGACGAGCGAGCUGGGUGCUCGGCUUGCUGCCAUCACGAAAGAUGCGCGGCAAAAGAGGAAGGAGCACUUGCUUCGCAUGAAGCUUCUACGUGAGGACCAUGAGCUUCGCACGAAACUCGCUCGUGAUGAGCAUAGUGAUAGACUACAGAAAAGGGCGGCAGAGCACGCACAACAAAUGGAGAACUUGAAAGCAAAAAAGGUCCUUCUUGAACUGAAGAUUAAGCUUCUUAACAAGCAAAAUGAAUGAGGCAGAAACAAGAAAAAAUUUUUUUCAUUAAAGAGAAAAAGGUGUCUUAAUGAAAAUAACAGAAAUUUGAGAGUUUUACGUGCUGAAACCACCACUUGAUUAUGAGGCAGCCAUAGAGUGGGAGCCCGAAAAUGUUAAGAUGGUUCUUUUACAUGCCUCUAUAUCUAAGUACACGGGGAAUUUCACAUUCCAGCGCCAUCAGAAUGAAUUGGCUACCACAGCUUGGAUCGAACCUGAGACCUUAAGUUUGCAGCCCCGCACCAUAGCCACU
This is a messenger RNA of Dermacentor silvarum, 1736 nucleotides long. RefSeq names its product myb/SANT-like DNA-binding domain-containing protein 3. The transcript has 3 exons. NCBI's taxonomy places the organism in Eukaryota, Metazoa, Arthropoda, Arachnida, Ixodida, Ixodidae. The record is from RefSeq and is a predicted model, not a curated record. The coding region runs from base 476 to 1465 and encodes 329 amino acids.